AUGUCCCCAUUUGUUAAAAAAGUAUUGGAAGCUAAAGUUAAAACACUUUUGUAUUAUGGAGAUACAGAUAUGGCUUGCAAUUUCCUUUUGGGUCAACAAUUUGCCUCACAACUUGGAUAUAGAGUAAUAAUGGACGCAAAACCGUGGAGAGUUGAUGGACAGAUUGCCGGACUUAAAACAAAAUAUACAAAUGGAUUAACCUUUAUUACAAUUCGAGGCGCUGGACAUAUGGUUAAAUUUAAACACCUCCCAUUCGCCUCAAAAAUAUUUUUAUUUUUAAAGGUACCGGAGUGGAGAGCCCCUCAAAUAUUUUACGCGAUACAAAAUUUUUUAAAUUAUGGGGAAGUUUAA
Meloidogyne enterolobii is the source of this 351-nucleotide messenger RNA. The record is from the annotation of a GenBank genome assembly. NCBI's taxonomy places the organism in Eukaryota, Metazoa, Nematoda, Chromadorea, Rhabditida, Meloidogynidae.